GGCGGGAAGGAGCUGAGGGGAUGAUGGCCGUGAGGGGAUGGCCGUCCAUCCGCCCGCCCGCAGCUGGGAGGAUGGAGUCUGCCGCCGUACUCCUGCCCGGGUCCUUUGAACCUGAGGAUUGUUAUGUAACAACACUUUCAUAUGAAACUUGAAAAUGGCUUCAAGAGGAACAACAGAGACCAGUAAACUGAAACAAAACUUGGAAGAACAGUUGGACAGGUUAAUGCAGCAGCUUCAGGAUCUGGAGGAAUGCAGAGAAGAGCUAGAUGCAGAUGAGUAUGAAGAGACCAAGAAAGAAACUCUGGAACAGCUGAGUGAGAUCAAUGACUCACUGAAGAAGAUUAUGUCUGGAGAUAUGACAUUGGUGGAUGAGCUCAGCGGCAUGCAACUGGCAAUACAGGCAGCCAUCAGCCAAGCAUUUAAAACUCCAGAAGUAAUUAGAAUGUUUGCAAAGAAACAACCAAGGCAAUUGAGGACAAGGUUGGCAGAGAUGGACCGAGACUUAAUGGUUGGGAAGUUGGGACGAGACCUGUACACACAGCAGAAAGUUGAAAUCCUGACUGCCCUCAGGAAGCUCGGUGAGAAGCUGACACAAGAUGAUGAGACCUUCUUGUCAGCAAAUGCAGGUGCAGCCCUGAGCCAGUUUGAGAAAGUCUCCUCUGACCUCGGAUCAGGAGACAAAGUCUUCGCUCUAGCAAGCUUUGAAGUAGAGAAGGCAAAGCAAUGAAGAGGUGUGUGAGACUUGAGUCUCUCCCAUUGUCAGCAGAAUUGGACUUGGGUCAUAUUGUAAUUGUUCGGGUUUUUUUCUAUUUUUAAGAUGUUGCAAAAAACUUAACAACCCAUCAACAAACCUUCAGCCUCUUGGGUUCUUAAUGAGAAGAUAUGGAGUCAGCAGCCUUAAAGUGCACUUUGGAACACGUGUCUGUGUAAGUUCUGAGCUUAAACACGAAGUGGUACUCUGAAAACAAAACCAUCUUAUGACUGUCUUUGAAAAGAAUCAGCUAUUUUCAGCUUUUCUGAAUGUGUAUUUCUCUAACUAUUAAAACAUACACCUUUUGCAUAUUGUUGUAGCAAGCAAUCUUUUUCAGGAACAGUCCUAAAGAAUAAGUUAUUUGGGGGUGAUUACUGUAGUUGCUCACAAACUCUUAAAUUUUGUUCAGGCUCCCUACUAAGUAUUUUACACGAGGAAUUUUCUUAUUUCAAACCUUGACUGGUUUAUUUGAAAUACCAUCUUUCUCCAAACUGUUUGCAGAAGAACCAAAAUGAGGCUGUAUGCUGAUGGUUGGCCCUGGCCUACUUGUUUGCUGUGCACAUGAAUGAGUGCCAUUGUGUACCGGCCUUGAUUGACAAACAAUGGAAGCCCUGUGGGGAGACUUCUGGAGUAAUUUAACCUUGUGUAUUGAAAUGACAGGGCAUCACUGGGGAAUGGCAAUGAGAAAGCCCUUUCUGUUGACCUCUUUCUUGAGCUCUGGGUGUAGAACUGCGUGCUACCGUUACUUCCCAGGAUUUCUGAGACAGCACAGAAUAGCUUUAAAGUAGAAACAAGUUUUUUUUAAUUAAAAAAAAAAAAAAAAGAAGGGAGAAAGCUCUCAUUACAUAAUUGGUGCAAGUGUAGCUGUCUAAUUAUCAGGUGGUGCUGCUGUGCAGGGGAAGGUCAGUGCCUCCACAGGGAGGUUAGAAUCCUGAAUAAUUUCAGAGCGAAGGAGGAUUUAAAAUCUCGUCACGUUUUUAGCUCUGAUUGUGGGGAAUGCUGCUUGGGACUUUAGAUCUGUGACUUUUUGACAAACUAUGCUUCGUAUUUCUUUGUAAAAUCAGUAUGAAGUAUCUUUUUCUUACAGUACCGGCGCCUUCACAUUGUCAUUCCAUAGUUGUUAGUACUGAAUUAGUUGAGCUCACUGGAAACCUUGUAUUUUUUGGGGUUUUAGAGUUUGCAUUUCAAGUUUGCUUUACCCUUGGCAUACAUUCAGGUGCUGAUCUAAUUAUAUCAGGAAAAACAACAAAGUGUUUCUUAAUUGAAUUUCAUACUUGUUCUCCUUCUUAUUCUACCCUACCACUAGUUAGAGAAAUGGAUAUAGAUGGGAUCUGUAGGAAUGAAGGUGACCUGCUGUUUUGAGGAAUCCUGUAGUAAAUAUAGCAGAACGUAGAUGCUUUACCUACUGUGUGGGUAUCUCAGGCCUUUCUGCCAGCCCUGAGCCUCAGUGAGAACUGCCAUUAAGCCAAGUGCGAUGAAUAAAGUCUUAAAUUUCGAUGGCCCACUGGCAGUGUUAAUGUCUGCCACUUAGAAUAAGUGGGUAGCAUGAAUUAUAAGCAGAAAAUUAACAUGAUCAGUCUUAAUUUAGAUGGCACUUACAGGAAAUGAAUACAUUGUAAAUAAGUUUGUCUAAUUGUAAGUUAGGACCUGGAGUCAAGUAAAGCAGAAAAUGGGAGUUUUAAAGUACUUUUGCUAUAACAGAUAACGUUUUGAAAUCUAGUCUUUUAGAAGUGGAAGAAUACACAGGAUGGACUGCAUAAUUUGUGUCUUGAACUAAUGGAUUUCUUUUUUUUCUGUUUUUUAAGAAACUUUUGUUUAGAUGGGCUCUUUUGUGCACUAUAUCAGAAUUGUUUUCCUGUCUGGGGCAGAAUUAUCUUCUCCGACAAAGGCUGACUGCAGCUUUAUGGCUGAGAGCAGCUUAUUAAAGGCAUUAUUAGACAGUCUAAAGUUAUUAAAAACAAAACAGUCCAUGGGGACUGUAGCUGCCUUCUUUUUUUUCUGCUCAUUACUGGUGCUAAGUAACUCUUUUCCCUCUCCCAAACUGCUUGCAGUAUUAGCAUGUAAAUGAAAUCUCUCAGCAAUCCCCCAGAUCACAAUAAGUUUACUGUGCAAUUAAAUGGAAAUCUUUCCUUGCAGUUGUAGGGAGGUGCACGUUUCUAGAGGAAACUUUCAAAAUUGAUUUGCAAACACUUCAGCAUUUAUUUAUUUUUUCAGUCUUCCUGCACUGUGGGCAGUUGUAGAGUUACCAUUCAACUGAGCUUUGACUCAGUAUCUUCUUAAUGUUAUACUACUUCUCCUCUUGAAAAGAUCCUUUGUGAUUUAGGUGUGCAAAGAUGAGGCAGAGGAAUGACCAAGAUUAUUGAAAGAUUCAGCUUAGCAGGCCAAACUUCCCUUCCAGAAGGCAUAGCUCUCACCCAGAGGCUGGUUAUUACCUGUGGGAUGUCUUGGCUAUACAUGUAAUUUAACCGAGGAAGGUGUUGCCAAUAUGAAGCUAUUUAUAUGUUGGCCCUAGCAGAUAGUUCUUUAAGGCAACCUACUUGAAGUGGUUAGAUGAAUUGCAGAGGUGCAGAGAAGUAAUUGGUGUGCUGUGCUGAAAAUGUAGCCAAAUAAUCUUGAGAUGUACCACCAUCAGUGUAUCUGAUGUUUCUCCAGGGGCUGGGAAAAAAAGAAACCAUGUUCUAUUUAUUAUAAUAAUCACUUGCGCAAAUAAAAACUUGUUACAAAAGAAAAAGCUUCUAGAUGGAAGUGUGAUUUUGUGGUUUAAUGUACAAGCUUGUGAUGUUUGAGUGCCGUCCUUGUUUCAGCAUUAGACCCGGGCAGAUCACUGAUUCUCUAGGCAUCUUUUUCUCCCAGAGUAAAAUACAGAUUAUGAUACUUGACAAUCAAGUGCUGUGAAGCUGUCAUUGAUCAUACGUUACUUUGAAGAUUAAAAGUGCUUUGUUUUUUGUUUAUCAUUUUACUUCUGAAAUAAAAAUUGCAAAGUUCAGUAGCUUUAAACACAUUCAGCAAAGUUGCCUGGAGUUCUUUUAGGCCGUGUAUAACAUCCCUUUUUUCAUCUCCUUUCUCUAUAGGGUGAAUCUAGAGGUUGUACUGAGCUAAAAAAGAGAAGAAAUGUUAGAAAGCAAAGUGAAGCUUCAAAUGCUCUGUUUUUGUCUCCUUGUUCUCCUUCCUUCUUUGAUCUUAAACGGAGAAGCAAUAAGUUACCUUUGUCUUAAGAGGUCUUGUAUUUUUCCUUUAAAAUCCCUCAUUAGUUUAUCAGGUUACCUUUCCUGUUAAAAUAUAGUUCAUUUUGAUAGAAAAUUCCAACUUGGUAAUGUCUAAGCUCAUGUUUUCAACAUGCCUCCAAAAAUGGGUCAGUAACAAUCACAGAUGUGUUGAAAACCCCCAGGCAGAGCCACCCGCAGAAUCCAAUGUGAGAGCGUUAAUGUCUGGGUAAAAAUCUGUUCUUUUGUUUAUUCAGUUAAUAUCCUUGUAAGAAAGAGCCUGAAAUUAAGCUCUGUAAUGUUGUUAUCAUAUAAAAGUGUACUCUGCAGCUUUGUAAAUACCAAGUGUAAUGGGGGAAUAGUUCUGGUUUGGAAUAAAGCAUAGGGCUGGGAAGGUUUGCCACUGUACAAAUGAAACCCAGAUUAAUAAGA
Molecule: messenger RNA, 4386 nt
Organism: Coturnix japonica (Japanese quail)
Lineage: Eukaryota; Metazoa; Chordata; Aves; Galliformes; Phasianidae
Gene: LZIC
Product: leucine zipper and CTNNBIP1 domain containing
Biological process (GO): negative regulation of Wnt signaling pathway
Cellular component (GO): nucleus; cytosol; beta-catenin destruction complex
Molecular function (GO): beta-catenin binding
Source: RefSeq, a predicted model, not a curated record